Messenger RNA from Argiope bruennichi, 631 nucleotides. It is a transcript of the gene mRpL42, whose product is annotated as 39S ribosomal protein L42, mitochondrial-like. The coding region runs from base 90 to 521 and encodes 143 amino acids. Gene Ontology annotation, cellular component: mitochondrial large ribosomal subunit. Lineage: Eukaryota; Metazoa; Arthropoda; Arachnida; Araneae; Araneidae. The transcript is spliced from 6 exons. The record is from RefSeq and is a predicted model, not a curated record.
AUUGGCAACAGUAAUCACCAGCUGAAGUAAAUAAUAAACAAUUUUUAAAAUUUAUUUGUUUUGAUUUUCAUUUGAAAGAGUAAACCAAUAUGUAUAUCAUCCAAAAUAAUAUGAAGAGAUUUGUCAGCCUCUUUACAAAUUUUUCAAAGAAUAUUAAAGGAAUACAAAGCUAUAAAUAUGUUAUGCCUAUAAGCAGUCAGUCAUUAUAUUCUACUGUAAAAGACAAGAAUUCAUGGGUUGUAUUGACUAACAAUGGUCAAAUAAUUUGUUGUUGGCAUCCUGAAGAAGCCCCUCCGUAUGAACAUACUAGACCGUUACCAGAGAUUGAGCCUGAAUUAAGAGAGGGGGAUUCUGUCCUUAAGUUACAGUAUAGAAGAGAUGCCAAAUAUCGAUUUCAACCUGAUGGCCCCACAAAUGAAGAAUUAGCUAAAAUGACAUAUACUACUAAACACAGAUGGUUUCCUAACAAUGAGAAGAAGUAUGUGGAUCCUAAUCCACCAGUGGAUAGAGAAGGCAUAUAAAAAGAAUUCACAUAUUUUAUGUUAAGGAAUUGAAGAAAAGAUUCCAAACAUAUAUUUUUGCCAUCAUUAUGUAGCAUUUUGUACAAAACAUUUAUUGAAAUAAAACAAAA